AUGCUCUCCAACGGGUUUUUGAAAAUUGCAAGUUCAUGUAGAUCAGUUUUCUACAGAAAAUUUUUUAUAAACCGUAAAUUGUGUUUGCGGUCUAGUUUUUACAAUUUUAGUAAUACAACGCCUUUGAGAUCAAUAGCGACCGUAUCUGUCUUAAAGGUUCCGGAUAAACCAAGGUCUAAUACAGAAAAAAGAUAUUCUGAUAAUGCUCUUACAAAUGAAACUCUGACAAAAGGUACUGAUACCGCUAAGAAACCAGCAUUUCCAAAAAUCACAGAAAAGAAAUUUCAACCAAUAUCAAGUGAGGAUUUGUUAGAAAAAUAUAUCGCAGGACUUUCCACAGAUAUUCACCUUAAAAAUAGGGUGUAUAAGAAUGAUUUGCUAAGAGUUAUAGCAAAGGUGAAGAAUUUAAAUUUUUCAACUAAAAAACAACAGUUGCUUUUGCUUCGUUGCUGUACGGAGUUGCUGCCAGAUGAAGCACCAGCCACGAGGAUGGCUAUAGCUGAAGAUAUCUGGACUACAAUUGAAAAACAUGCAGAUUUUACAGUGGAGCAUUACAAUGAAUUGCUUCGAGUAUACUUAGCAAACAAUAAAUCUAUUAUAGCAAGGUCAUUUAUCAGUAAAAUGGGAGGUGUCCAGCCAGAUAGUACUACAUAUGAUUUGCUUUUAAAAGUACUUGGAGAGGCUGGAGAUAUAAAUCAAUCAACUGAAGUCAUUUCAAACAUGAAGGCGUCAAAUAUUCCUGCUACAGAAACCAUAUUUAAUUCUCUUAUUGUUUGCCAGGGGAAAACAGGGAAUGUUAAAGCCAUUAACGAAGUACUAACAAUGAUGACGUCUCUCAAAAUGGAACGUUCAGCCGAUACUUAUGUAGCCGUUUUCCGUGCCUUAGCCUUUAAUAAGCUGCGUGAAAUGUUAUUAGAAGAACUAAACAACGCAUAUCAUGAACACAAAAUUCAUUUUGAAGAGAGGCAUAUCAUGGAGAUUGUGAAGACUGUUGCUAUAGUUGGAAUGUACGAUAUUGUUCCUAAGAUCCUCGCAUACCUCCCAGAAACAACUUUAAAAACACCAUCAAUAUCAGCUUAUAUGCAAAGCGUGGCCACCCAAUUAGUAUUCUUGAACCAUCCUGUAAUAGCUUUGGAGUUGUACAAGUGUUUGCCAUUGCCAUCUUUUGGGCCUAAAGAUGAUCAGGGACUCCACGGACGAAGUUUGGUCAGGGAUUGUGUUAAAGCUUGUAUACCAUCAAGUGUAAUAGGUCUAAUAACUCAAGAAUUAAUGGCGUCUGGCCGCAAUCCGAUAGCGCUAAAUAACGCGGCCGAAGCGGCGUUACAGCAAGGAAAAUCGCCGCUAGCUUUGGACCUGUUCACUAGAAUGAAACUAUUAGGUUUGCCAUUGAGGCCACACUAUUUUUGGCCCAUUUUAUUGCUGGCGUCCAAAACUUAUGGGGAGAAAGGUGUAAUGAAUACACUUCAAACGAUGCUAUCAUUAGAUGUAUCACCGGAUUAUGAUACAAUUAUGGAUUACGCAUUACCAUACACCAGUUUCACUUCGCCACAGAACUUGAUGAAGAAGCUUCUUGACACAGGGGUCACUGUUACAUGUGUUCUGACUCCUAUGAUGGAGACUUUAUUAAAUACUGGACAAGUUAGAGCUGCUAGUGAGCUUUGCGAGCUUUUUGAAGGUAAAAUAGAUGGAGAUAGAUUAAUAAACCCUUUAAUAAAAGGAUAUCUGAUAAGUCUAGAUCUCAAAUCCACUCUGCAUAUACUGCAGGAUUUAAAUUCGAAAGCGAGUGAUAAAAACAAGGACUGGGUGGGAAGGUUUUUGUGCAAUUUCAUAAAGAAUAGAAAGGGAAAAGGAGAUUUACGUGACUUUAUAAGUAUACUUAAGAAUUUGCGCCUUUCAAAUCUGAAGCUGUCCACUUCGGCAGCGGAAUUUUGCCUCAGUCACAUACCAGAAAAUGAAUUUAAGGAGAAAUUGCCUUACAUCCGUGAACUCCUUAUUUCUAUCACCGACGAGAAAUUUAUUGACGAAGCCGAAAUGUUUUCGCAGAAUAUACCGCAUCCUAAACAAAUGACCGAAGAAGCGUUGCGAUCGCAUCUGGUCGAGCUGGAAGCUAAAGGUAUGAAUACACGCGGCGUACUGCGCAAGCUACUGCAGGAAUAUUGCAGGACCAACAAUUUGCAGGCUGCUAAGGAGAUUGUCGAGAAAUGCAAUAAAGAGGGAGUGUUUCUCUCAGCUGGAAUGAAAGCAGCAAUCUUCGAUCUUCAUGUGAAGCUAGGAGAGUUAGAGCUAGCGGAACUCGCUCUAGCGGAUCUCAACAAGUCCGCGCCCAACUUCAUGCUGGAUGAAUACAAAGUCAUAGACUUCGCGACUCUCAUGGUGUAUCGCAAUAAGAUUGAUAAGGCUUUUGAGUUGAUUAAGGAGCAAUCCAAAAAGAGAAACGUUAUAGGCGGCAUGAAGAUAUCAAUGAACUGCUGGCGUCUACUGGACGCGGUGGCGGCUAAAGGCACAUAUGCAGACACAAAAACCAUGUACAACUUACUGUGUUCGCUUGGAUACUGCAAACCUACUAACAUCAUUAUGGGCCCAUUGAUACGUGUGCACCUUAAGGAUAAUAAUAUAGAAGAAGCAGUGAAUGAGUUUGUCCGCAUAGCGAACAACUAUGGUAAGACACCUCUGAAACACGAACUGCUCUGCAGGAUCCUAAAAAGCAACUUCAAUGACGGCUCGUCUGAGGAUCAUUUUAUGACGAACGAGAGAGCUAAUCGCAGAAUGAAUAGAUCGCUGCAGAUCCUGUUGGAAACAAACAAGAACAUACAUGGAGCCAGCGAUGUUCAUCUCACUCUUAUAGCAGCCCUAGCAGACGUGGGUCUUAAGAAAAUCCUUCGCAAAACACUUCUGGAUCCACAAGUGAAGUUCCACCCCGACGCGUUGCUACGUCGCUGCGAGCGGUUCGCCGACGAACGUAACGUGAGGGCGUUAGAAACACUGGCUGAGUGUGCUACUGACCUACGCCAUAUUGACGUCACGGAGAUUUACGAUUUAAUUCUGGAUAUCCAUCAACGCGAAGAUGCCUGCGACAAGGCACUAGAUCUAUUCAAUAAGAUGCAAGACAUCGAUAUUACGCCCUCGCAAAAAUUCGUCCGCAAUUUGCUUUCACUGUUAAAGUCGAAUAAUAAGAAAAUUCCAAGUGAACUGUCUGCGUUUAUGACCAAAGAACAAACGACAGCUCAAAAAGUGUAGACGUUUUCGUUUUUCUCGAGAAAAUACUUAUUGGAAGCUUUUUCUUGUCAUAUAGUAUCUGUAUAGUACUUUCCGUACCGUUGGUCGCUGUAUAAAGUACAACUUUUUAAGAAUUAUUUUUACAAUGUAAAACCCAAAUGUUAUAAAUUAAGAGUUCUAUUUAAUGUGUCACCAAUAAGUGCGUGUACGUGUUAAUUUGUCAAUGUGUAAAACGUAUUAUGUGUAAAUAACUGCAAAUUAAGUUAUGAUGUUUUGUAAAUAAAUUAGUAAUUUAUAUCUGUGAUACUAAAUUAUUAUUGUUGCAUUGAAAUAAAU
This is a messenger RNA of Hyposmocoma kahamanoa, 3552 nucleotides long. RefSeq names its product leucine-rich PPR motif-containing protein, mitochondrial-like. The transcript is spliced from 16 exons. Gene Ontology annotation, molecular function: protein binding. The coding region runs from base 1 to 3237 and encodes 1078 amino acids. The record is from RefSeq and is a predicted model, not a curated record. Lineage: Eukaryota; Metazoa; Arthropoda; Insecta; Lepidoptera; Cosmopterigidae.